AUGCAAAUAACAGCCGAAGACGCCCUCACUGCGAACAUGAACCAGAUCCUCGUGGAUAAGACGUUCGACCCACAGAACCAGCUGCUCGAAUGGCACCAGCCGCUAGAUACACCGGUCCCGCACCCGCUCAACGACGACCACGAUACGGUGGAGCUGCUCAUGAACACGGUUGUGGCGCAGUUCACGCAAAAGUUUUCCCACAACGCUCCGUUUUCCAUCUUACGCAUCACGGAAUUGGUGUUACGGCCGUUGCAGCACUACCAGGCGCACCAGCCAGAGAAGUGGCUACGGGCCCUCCAGUCUAACGUGUUGAUCACGUCUACCGUGGACGAUUUUCGAACGUUGCGCGAGGCAGACAUGGAAAACAACACGGGAGAGACGCAAACCGAAGUUCAUCCGACAGAUAUCGCAAUGGUGGAGAUUCCAUGGCUCACGAAUGGGGUACACAAGGGCGAGUACGAAUCGAACGGAGAUACGCUUCCAAACAAAGACCAUCCCAAUGAGCUUCUCACCAACGGAAAACUUUCCGAGUCGGCUGAUAUGUCCUCUGAAGAGGACAGAAUUUCUGGGAAGCUGGCAUCUCCCGAGACAAUCACGCCCUCAACCGCGCGCAAGAGAGACGACAGUGAGCCUGGCGUGGAUAGCGACCCUAUGCGGGAUGACUCUCCGUCACCAAUGAAGAAACAAAAGUUAGAGAGUCCCGAGUCGUCGCCCACUCACAGGACAGAGAUGGACGACGAGGAGCGGUUGGUGCUGGGGACUACCAGUAGCGACAGGGAGGCUGCGAUCAGUCCGACCAAAGGCGAACAGUUUCUUGUGCCAGAUGAGGGGGGGACGAUGCAUCUUGGGUCCACAGAUAUUAUCAGCGAUGAGGAGCCGCUUAAUAGCCCGGGGAAAUACCAGCGGGUAUAG
Molecule: messenger RNA, 912 nt
Organism: Babjeviella inositovora NRRL Y-12698
Lineage: Eukaryota; Fungi; Ascomycota; Pichiomycetes; Serinales
Exons: 3
Coding region: 1-912 (303 amino acids)
Biological process (GO): protein dephosphorylation
Cellular component (GO): cytoplasm; nucleus; protein phosphatase 4 complex
Molecular function (GO): protein phosphatase regulator activity
Source: RefSeq, a predicted model, not a curated record